AUGGCGGACGGGUAUCUACCUGGGGAUGGGGGAUACAUCUACUCGCCAACAGAACCCUGCUUCAUCUUUCCCCUUUUAAGGGACCAUUGCAAUUCUCCUUAUCUGGACGAUCUCGACAUCGAAGCUCAAAGGCUGCGUGGUGAUGCGAAACCUUUGUGCCCGGAUGAAAGAAGCGCGCUGCUGGAGAAUCCUGCAGACCCCCAACGGCAAGUGAGCAAGAGAUUUGAUUUCGGCUUAAGCAAGUUGUUGGUUGUAUGGUCGUUCUUUGGUGGGAGUUGCUUUGGCCAUGAAGUUGCCGGAAUUCAAGAUAUAGACGAGCUCGAGAGAAAGUAUGAAGCCCAAAGCAGGGAACUCGACGGGGUGCGUCAAGAGAGAGACAAUCUUCAACAAAGUCUCAAGCAAGAGAAGAAGAUCCGUGAGAUGAAUUUGGAGAGUUUAAGAGCAAAACACAAGAAAAUCAUGGAUCAAAAAGAGGCAGAGUGGAGCAAGGCUAUGGAAACUGCUUCAUCCCAGCUUCAAGACGAGCAAUCCAAGGUGGAAGCUAUUUCAUCACAGCUUCAAGACGAAAUAUCCAAAGUGAAGGCUAUUUCAACUCAACUUCAAGAUGCCAAGUCAAAGGUGGAAGCUAUUUCAUCCCAGCUCCAAGACGAAACAUCCAAAGUGGCUCAACUCCAAAAACACAUCGAAAAGAACAAAACAGUCGUCACAAAAGCCCACGAAACCCACGUGUCGUCACUAUCCAAGACCGUUCCAAGACCACUCACAGACGACAUGAUCAAACACGAGCUGAAAUGCUUUUACGAGAAUGACUUUCUCUCAUGGUGCGCAGACUUGGGCUCCAUGGAAGUUCCCGAGCCAGAAAAGGCAAAGCAAAAGCUACAAUCGAUGGGCAUCAUCAAUAACAGCAAAAGUUAUAUGGAAGAGCCGGCCAACCUACAGUUUCCCAUGGAUUUGCCUGAUGGGAGAAGCCCCAUGGUUCUUCUUCAAGCCGUUCUUUCGCUGACUCUUUGCGACGCUUUUCUGACGGAUGCUUAUUUUCUGGCAGAUGGGAUGGAGACAUCGAAAGUGCUAGGCCAGGAUCCUUCAGAUAAUCGCCGGUGGCUCAAGGAGCUCGAGGACAUGCUCUGUAAAGCUGACAAGAACUUGGGCAUCGACUGGCGCAUCCAAACCGUCCAAUCCUUAGAAAAAGCCACACCACUCAAUCUCCAUCUCAUACAAACCAAAGCGAAAACCUUUGUCCAAGACUUCUCCUUCCUCCUCAAACAAGUCGACGCCCAAGCCCUCAACGACCUAUCCCAGCUCUUCCUCGACUUUGGCACCAUGGCGCUCAAGUUCUGGAAGACACGCGCCGUCAUCAAAACACACGGCAUGCCGAGAUUCGCAGAAUACAGAUUCGAUGAUGAAUCCCCUUUUAUCGAGGCUGACGGUGUUGGUUCACCUGCUGCACGGCGGAGUGUACGGGGGCGGCAUGUUGGAGUUGUGGUGAGGCCGCUGAUUGUCUCGGAGCCUCUUGGGCGGCAUGGUGAAGCGGGCGGAGAGGUUGUGUGGCUUAAAGCUGCAGGUUGGGUGUCUGAUUUUGAGGAGGUGGUCGACACUCCAGCGCAAAGUAAGAUUGAUGAUGGUGAUGGUGGUGACGACGAGGAUAUGAUGAGGAUGAUGAUGACAAUGAUGAUGAGCAUGACAUUGUAG
This is a messenger RNA of Trichoderma aggressivum f. europaeum, 1689 nucleotides long. RefSeq lists its product as uncharacterized. Bases 1 to 1689 code for a protein of 562 amino acids. The record is from RefSeq and is a predicted model, not a curated record. NCBI's taxonomy places the organism in Eukaryota, Fungi, Ascomycota, Sordariomycetes, Hypocreales, Hypocreaceae. The transcript has 3 exons.